GAUACCUCCAGCGCGCAACGUCUGACCUUUUUCCCGCUUUUGAAAGCCAGACGGUCCAUGUGUGCUCGAGAGAGCACACCGCUUAUCCUCUUCUCCUCCGCGUUCUUGCUCUGCUCGUUGGGAGAAGAGCUCGGCGCGGGGGCAGAAUCCGGAUCUUGGAGUCCGGUUUAGGGUUUUUUUUUCCCCUACUCCUCUUCUUCGAUUCGUCCUCGUUUUUGCGGACUGGGGCUUCUUGCUGCUAUCUGGGAGCUCGAGUUGGUUCGCAGAUGGCGAUGGGAGCUGUGAUAUCGGGCAGAAACUUCGGAUCCCCUCUCAUAUCAGGAAAAUAUUAUCAAGCAGAGUGGACUGCUGCACGUGACAGAAAGGUGCAUGCAACAUUUCCUGGAGAGCACUUUGCAUUGGGUGCAAAUUUUAGCUUUUCUGCUCAAAGGGGAAGUUCUAGUGUUGUUCGGUGUGCCUUCUUCACAACUUAUUUUAACAGUGGUUUAGAUAAGAUUACCAUGGCUAAGAGAAUUGCAUUUCUUGGGGGGAUGGAACAUCCUCUUUCAAUUUCUCUGGGGAACUUUUCUGCGGGAAGGUUGGGUAUCAUUAAUCUCAAGCGAAGAACUCCUACAAGAACGGAAUGCUUUCUUUCUUCAGACCUGCUAAAUAAUGGUUGGUUGCAGCCAAGAAAGUUGGAUAAUGUUGGUAUAUCAGAUAGUCCUUGUGACAAUUCAGAGUACCGUUCAGCAAUAAGACCCCAUGCUGACUUCAGGUCGGAGCAGUAUGAAAUGACAGGACCACAAAUGGAUUCACUGAACUCUUCAGAAGUGCCCAGUGAAGCAGUUUUAUUUGGAGGAGAUGUGAGGAAAGUGUCUCAUUGGUGGGAGCAGUUUCCUAAGCGCUGGUUGAUUGUGCUGUUGUGCUUUUUUUCAUUUCUUCUCUGCAACAUGGAUCGAGUGAAUAUGAGCAUUGCGAUCCUUCCAAUGUCAACAGAGUUUAAAUGGAAUCCAGCAACUAUGGGCCUAAUUCAGUCAUCUUUUUUCUGGGGUUACCUUCUUACUCAGAUUGUUGGAGGUAUUUGGGCAGAUAAGAUUGGUGGUAAGUUGGUACUGGGCUUCGGGGUCGUAUGGUGGUCAAUUGCAACAGUUCUUACACCUAUUGCUGCUAAAAUUGGACUUCCUUUCUUACUUGUCAUGCGUGCUUUUAUGGGGAUUGGUGAGGGUGUUGCUAUGCCUGCAAUGAAUAACAUACUUUCUAAAUGGAUUCCAGUAUCAGAGAGAAGCAGAUCACUUGCCUUCGUGUACAGUGGGAUGUAUCUAGGUUCUGUCACAGGCUUGGCCUUGUCACCUAUUUUGAUCCACAAUUUCGGUUGGCCUUCUGUGUUUUAUGCAUUUGGAUCCCUUGGAAGCAUCUGGUUUGCUCUGUGGCAAAGCAAAGCCCACAGCUCUCCACAACAAGAUCCAGAGCUUAGUUCGGAGGAAAAGAGGCUUAUCUUAGGGGGUAAUGUGUCGAAGGAACCUGUAUCUUCCAUACCAUGGAGGCUAAUUUUAUCAAAGGCUCCGGUUUGGGCUCUGAUAAUAUCCCAUUUUUGCCAUAAUUGGGGCACCUUUAUCCUUCUAACAUGGAUGCCCACAUACUACAACCAGGUCUUGAAGUUUAAUCUCACAGAAUCUGGGUUGUUCUGUGUCUUGCCAUGGUUAACUAUGGCCGUGUUUGCAAAUGUAGGAGGAUGGAUUGCAGAUACGCUUGUAGGAAAAGGGCUUUCCAUAACCACAGUUCGUAAAAUUAUGCAGUCAAUUGGCUUUCUUGGGCCAGCCUUCUUUCUCACACAGCUGAGUCAUGUCCGUACUCCUGCUUUAGCUGUGUUAUGCAUGGCAUGCAGUCAGGGCAGUGAUGCAUUUUCACAGUCUGGGCUGUAUUCUAAUCAUCAAGACAUUGGUCCACGUUAUGCGGGAGUGCUGCUGGGGUUAUCGAACACAGCAGGGGUGCUUGCAGGAGUAUUUGGUACUGCUGCCACUGGAUACAUCCUUCAACGAGGCUCAUGGGAUGAUGUUUUUAAAGUGUCUGUUGCCUUGUAUAUCAUUGGUACAUUGGUCUGGAACAUAUUUGCAACUGGUGAGAAAGUACUUGACUGAAAAGCAGGCGGCAAAUGCAGUCACUACCAAACUAAAUGUUCUGUUAAGAUACAGAGAUAAGAAAGCAACAUUGUCGUGUUGGAGCAAAAAACGCAGCUAAAUUUGCCAUAUCCUUAGCCAUCUGACAAUGCAGGGUCGACUCACAACAGCCAUAUAAUCAUUCAGAUGACAUGCAAAUUCAAGAGUUGGAAAAAGAAAAAUACAAAAUGUCUAGAAACGUUGUGAGACUCAAUCUUUUUUUCUUAAAGGUUAUUUUGGUUAUUUAAGCAAUCCGUCUUUCUUGAUACGAUAUCAUUCUUCUUUUGUUUUUGGAUGGUCCAUCAUGCAUUUUGGCGGUAAUUUGUAGUCAUGAGAUAUUGAAGCUCAUAUUUUGUAUGUAUUUUUUUUUUUUUGGUUACACAUAUUUUAUAUAUUUACGUGCACAGCACCAAAAGCUUUCGGUUGUGCACAAAAGUUAUAUCA
Messenger RNA from Elaeis guineensis (African oil palm), 2579 nucleotides. Its product is annotated as probable anion transporter 4, chloroplastic. The record is from RefSeq and is a predicted model, not a curated record. Gene Ontology annotation, molecular function: transmembrane transporter activity. Gene Ontology annotation, biological process: transmembrane transport. NCBI's taxonomy places the organism in Eukaryota, Viridiplantae, Streptophyta, Magnoliopsida, Arecales, Arecaceae.